AUGGCCGGCGAAAAGGUGUGGGCUCUCCACGACUUUGAGGCGGAGAACCCGGACGAGGUCUCGUUCAAGGCUGGCGAGUGCAUCAUUGUGAUCGAAAAGGACGACGCCUACGGCGAUGGCUGGUGGCAGGGCACCAACAUCCGCGGCGAGUCUGGCCUGUUUCCGUUCACCUACACCACCUUGGAUCAGAGCCAAGCACUGGUGGCGCAGACGGGCAGCAGCUCUGCCGAGCCCGGAACCACACCGCAGCAGGCCUCGAACAAACCUGGCGUGAUGCACAGCACGAUGGCCGACAUUGACAAUGCGCUGACGGAACUCCAGAGCGACCGGAGGCGCGGACGGAAGUCGAUCGACGCCCCCGACGGCUCACGAGCCUCAUUCACGAGCGAGCGCACGGCCGACAUGACCAACGACGAUGCCUCCGAGAUCUACAACCCCUCGUCCGACGACUACGCCAGCCGCUCAGCCGCUGCUCGCGCAGCGCUGGCCGUCAAUGCCCAGAGGGAUCUCCAGUCGGCCCAGGAGAAGGAGCGCCAGAACGAGCAGAGGAGGCGCGAGGAGGCGAUGCGGGAGUUUGAAAAGGAGGAAGCGCGCCAGCGCGACCUGCUCCUCGAAAAGGAGAGAGAGCGACAGGCCCAGGCCGCGGCGGGCACCCUCGACUUCAGCAGGGACGACAAGCCCAAGGUGGCCCCAAUCGCCGGAGUCGACAUGAGCGACGAGAGCGACAGCGAAGGGAGCGCCGGUGACCUCGACGACUUCGGCGACAAGACCCAUAGCCCACUCUUCGGCAAUCUUGCCUCUGCGACUGCGCAAAAGCCAUCCGAAGAUGCAGGCAGGGCGGGCGGGUCUAGCCUCAAGAACGUCGUGGAGCCUCUGCCGGAGGAGACGCCGGAUGAAGCCGCCGCAGCCGAGGAUGCGACAGCAGCGCCACCGGCCUCGAGUCCAGCGGCACCUGCCGUCGCAGCCGCAGCGGCCGACGCUGCUGAGCCCGAAAUCGUGCCACCGAGUUCCGCUCAACCGGAGGCCGCACCCACGCCAGCUGCGGCGCCAACGGCGACUGCGGACGCCGACAGCAGCGCCGGUCCAGUCGCGGCGAUGACGGCCGGUGUUGGGGCGGUUGCGCUCGGCGCCACUGCUGGCACCAUCACCAUCACCUCUCGGUCGACGUCGCCAGUGCCACUGGCUCACAGGAAGGCCGAUCCUUCGACGGACAGCAAGCCCACCGACCAACGCAGCGUCGAUGAAAGCUCGCGAGGACGCGGAUCCCUUGCCGACGAGAGCGUUGCGGGCGGAACCGGCACCGUCGGGACCGCGGCUACCUCGCUGGCCGGCGGCGGGCCCGAGACGCCCAAGAGCACCGGCGUACCAUUCUCGACGAGCGUGCAGAGUCCCUCGCAGAGCGUCACGAGCGGCCCGAGACCUGCCGAUCCGACCGAGUGGACCGUCGAGCAGGUGGUCGACUGGGGCAGGUCCAAGGGCUGGGACGAGAACAGCGUCCUCAGCAAGUUCGUGGAGCACGAGAUCACAGGAGACGUCCUGCUCGAGAUGGACGUCAACAUCCUCAAGGAGAUCGACAUCAUCGCGUUCGGCAAGCGUUUCCAGGUGGCCAAUGCGAUCAAGGAGCUGCGCAAGAUGGUGCCUGGCGCCGAGCAGCUCGCCACGCCGGCCAUCUCGGGCAUGCCGGGCAGUCCUGGAGGGCUGGGCGUGCAGAGCGCCGCUCCAUUCUCUCCCACCGAUGCCCUCAUGCCUCCUCAGAGCCCCCAUGCUCCUGCCCCGGGGCCCACUGGUCCAGGAAGCUGGGCCGACUCCCAGAGCGUCAAGCAGCGUGUCGCCGACGCCAGUUACGAUUCGUCCGCGCUCAACGGCAGCCACAGCCGUCCGGCUAGCUCGAUCGGCGAGGGUGUCAGCAGCAACGGCCAGGCGUACACCGGAGCCGGCGGCAUCGCGGCGUGGCAGGCCCAGCAGGCCAGUCAGAGAAGCCGCGUGCCGUCCCAGAAUCCUUCCGAGGGCUACAGCAACGACGACGACGAGCCUCUUGCCGCCCUGGCGGAGAGGCAGCUGGGAGCCAAGAACCGGCGUUCGACCCGGUCGAACGAGGACACGCUGGGAGCGCUGCCUGCGUCUCCGCGAAAGCGCGAGUCGGCCGGAUCUAGCAGUCACUCGCGCGGCGGCGGCGGCGACCGCACCAGCUUCUUCGGCAUCGGCCAGAGGAACCGGAAGCCGCCGCCGAAGGUCAUGGCUCCGGGCAGUGUCGCCGAGGACGAGCGGCACGGCAAGGGCACCCUCUCGCGCCUCGGAUUCGCCCGCAGCAGCCGAUCUAUCCCGUCUCAGGCGGCUUCGAACAGCGACAUGAAGAACGCCAUCUCGCUGCCUACUACCAGCCCCAACUUUGACGGCAAUGGCGACAUGGCCAGACGCAGCAGGAUGAGUGCGCAGAGCGGCACCUCUACUGGCACAGCCGAGCCCAAGCACGGCCGCGCGGCCAGCGUCGGCAGCGCCGGAGCUGGCGCACAGCCCAACGACUGGAACGCCGCCGCGGCUGGCGUCGGUCCGGGCGCCGCCAACAACGCCGCCGCCAACUCUGAAGGCCCCGUGAUGGCGCGCAUCAGGCCCGUCGACCUCGAGGGAUGGAUGAGGAAGAAGGGCGAGCGCUACAACUCGUGGAAGCCCAGGUAUCUCGCCCUCAAAGGGUCGGACCUCGUCAUCCUCCGCGAUCCGCAGGCCGAGAAGAUCAAGGGCUACGUCAGCAUGAAGGGCUACAAGGUCAUCGCCGACGAGAACACGAACCCGGGCAAGUACGGCUUCAAGAUCCUUCACGAGACCGAGAAGCCGCACUACUUCAGCUCCGAAGACCCGAUCCUGGUGCGCGAGUGGAUGAAGGGGCUGAUGAAGGCGACCAUCGGCAGGGACCAUUCAUUCCCCGUCAUCUCGUCCUACAACAACGCCACGAUGUCGCUCAAGGAGGCACAGAGGAUGAACCCGCCGCCGCGGCCGCCGUCGCCGACUAGCCGAGCCCGCACACAGCGUGCCAAGGCGCGGCAAAACACCGACCAGCUGACGGCCAGGGAUGCCGCCAUCCUCAUGAACCUCUCUGGGGGCCAGCCAACAACGCCAGAUGCAACAGGACUGUAA
Messenger RNA from Pseudozyma flocculosa PF-1, 3132 nucleotides. RefSeq lists its product as uncharacterized. The transcript has 3 exons. Gene Ontology annotation, molecular function: protein binding. The record is from RefSeq and is a predicted model, not a curated record. Bases 1 to 3132 code for a protein of 1043 amino acids. Lineage: Eukaryota; Fungi; Basidiomycota; Ustilaginomycetes; Ustilaginales; Ustilaginaceae.